Molecule: messenger RNA, 3477 nt
Organism: Zygotorulaspora mrakii
Lineage: Eukaryota; Fungi; Ascomycota; Saccharomycetes; Saccharomycetales; Saccharomycetaceae
Gene: VIP1
Product: inositol polyphosphate kinase VIP1
Exons: 1
Coding region: 1-3477 (1158 amino acids)
Biological process (GO): inositol metabolic process; inositol phosphate biosynthetic process
Cellular component (GO): cytosol
Molecular function (GO): ATP binding; diphosphoinositol pentakisphosphate kinase activity; inositol hexakisphosphate kinase activity
Source: RefSeq, a predicted model, not a curated record
AUGGGAAACAACGUUACUGACGCAGGUGCUGGUCAAAAAACAAUGUCAACGAAGAUGGAUAAUACGGUCCCGAGUUCUCCUUCAUCUCCUAUUGCUUUGGAUCAGAAAACUAAAAAAGCUAUGGAGUCUAUUGCCCCAAUUUUAGAAGGUUUCAUUCCAAAGACCUCGGCAAGCGAAAAUACAUCAUUGAAGUUGCCUCCACCCUCAAUUCCAUGCCAUAGUGAUUCUAUGGAGGAAGAAGACGUUGGAACUACCCUGCAAAAGACCUUGAGUAUUAAUUCGCAGCCUAGCGUAGGAGCUCCAGGUGAGAAGACUCGCUCUCACUCAGAAUUUGGGGAGCAUGACCAGACUAUCACGCCUUCGCUAGAACCACAACAGUUUCUCACAGACAUUGAUCAUCAGGAAGAAUUGCAAUUAGCCGAGUUGGGUGUUAAAACGCCAGUUUUUCAGCAAACUGUAAUCGACCCCAUGAAUUCACCUGUGCUACCCGUGGCCACUGCUGCACCUCCUUCCACUAAUGUAAGCUCUAAUAGUUCAUCAAGGAAGUCCUCGAUAGGGAACGCUAAGCCACAGCUCGCCAAAAUCGGGAAAAUCGGUGUAUGUGCAAUGGAUGCAAAAGCAUUGUCCAAACCGUGUAGGAGAAUUUUAAACCUUUUGAUUGAGAAUGGCGAAUUCGAACCUGUCAUUUUUGGUGACAAAGUUAUUCUUGAUGAGAAGAUUGAAAACUGGCCCACUUGCGACUUUUUAAUAUCUUUCUUCUCUUCGGGAUUUCCAUUGGAUAAGGCUAUCUCCUACGUUAGACUACGAAAGCCAUUCAUCAUCAAUGACUUGAUGAUGCAGAAGGUCCUGUGGGACAGAAGGUUGUGUUUGCAAGUAUUGGCAGCGGCAAACGUGCCUACUCCACCAAGGUUAGAAAUAAGCAGAGAUGGUGGUCCGAGAGUCGAUGAUGAGCUCAGAGCAAAAUUGUUAAAUAAAGGUGUUGAUGUUCAGCCUAUUAAAGCUCCGAAAUGGCGUAUGAUCGAUGAAGAUACAUUGGAAGUUAAUGGCGAAAUAAUGAGCAAACCAUUCGUCGAGAAACCUGUUGAUGGUGAAGAUCAUAACAUUUAUAUCUAUUACCACUCGAAAAAUGGUGGUGGGGGCCGUAGAUUAUUCCGUAAAGUUGGAAACAAAUCUUCAGAAUUUGAUCCCAAUUUAGCCGCUCCAAGAACGGAGGGAUCCUACAUCUACGAGCAAUUUAUGGACACUGAUAACUUUGAGGACGUCAAAGCAUAUACAGUUGGGGAAAAAUUCUGCCAUGCCGAAACAAGAAAGUCACCUGUUGUCGAUGGUAUAGUGAGAAGAAAUACACAUGGUAAAGAGGUUAGGUAUAUCACAGAACUAACGAAAGAUGAAAAGGAAAUGGCAAGGCAAGUUUCCAAGGCAUUUUCACAGAUGAUUUGUGGAUUCGAUUUAUUAAGGGUCUCAGGCAGUAGUUAUGUCAUUGAUGUUAAUGGAUUCUCCUUCGUUAAGGACAAUAAUUCAUAUUACGACGCAUGUGCAAGAAUUUUGAGAGAUACUUUUGUCCAUGCUAAGAAACGCAUGGACGCAGAAAAUAGGAACUUACCUGCUAUUCAAGAAGAAAAGACGCAAAAAUGGGUUUUUAAAGGAUUAGUGACUGUUAUUCGUCAUGCCGACAGAACUCCCAAACAAAAGUUCAAGCACUCUUUUACUUCACCGAUAUUCAUUUCUUUAUUGAAGGGUCACAAGGAAGAAGUAGUUAUCAGAAACGUGAGUGAUUUAAAAAUCGUGCUAAAGGCACUUAAAAUUGCAGAAGAAGAGAAUGCAGAAGAUCCCGCUAAGCUGCUAGUCCUAUCUAAUGCUUUGGAAAAAAAGUUAGAGUUUCCAGGUACCAAAAUUCAAUUGAAACCUAUUUUAAAUUGUGAUAACGAAGUGGAAAAGGUUCAGUUCAUUUUAAAAUGGGGCGGCGAACCAACGCACUCAGCUCGUUAUCAGGCAAGGGACCUUGGCGAACAAAUGAGACAGGAUUUUGAUUUAUUGAACAAAAGCAUCCUUCAUAAUAUUAAAAUUUUUUCAUCAUCCGAGAGAAGAGUUCUAUUGUCUGCUCAAAUUUGGGCACAAGCUUUGUUCGGUGCUGAUGAACUAGGAAGUGAUGAAAUUAGUGUAAGAAAAGAUCUUUUGGAUGACAGUAAUGCAGCCAAAGAUUUAAUGGAUAAAGUGAAGAAGAAACUGAAGCCUUUGUUGAGAGAAGGGAAAGAGCCGCCUCAACAAUUUGCUUGGCCCCCAAAGAUGCCCGAACCCUACUAUGUGAUCAAGCGAGUCGUAGAACUGAUGAAUUAUCAGCAAAAAAUAAUGCACCACAACUUUGAAACCAGAGAUGUCAACGCCAUGCAACCAAAAUGGUGUUGUGCUGAGGAUGCAAGUUUAUUCAAAGAAAGAUGGGAUAAACUUUUCAAAGAAUUUAAUAACGUCGAAAAAGUUGACCCCUCCAAAAUCUCAGAACUUUACGACACGAUGAAGUACGAUGCACUGCAUAACAGAAAAUUUCUAGAGCAAAUAUUUGACCCCUGUGAGAUUGUCGAUCCAGAAGUAGGCAAUCACUCGCUGGUGGAUCGCUAUCCGAUUAACAUUUUGGCUAAAAAUAAUUUCAAAAUCAUAGAUAGCAAUCAAAAUCUAUCUUCGAACUCCGUCAAGACUGGAGGGAAUAGUGUUGGCUCUCUUGGUUGGGUUCUUGAGAGCGGGAAAACAUCACGGGCAACCUCUAAAUCCGGUUCAAUCUUCGAUGAUCCAAAAUUCAUGCAACUGCGUGAACUAUACAAAUUGGCCAAAGUUCUUUUUGAUUUCAUUUGUCCAAAAGAAUACGGUAUAUCUGACUCAGAAAAAUUGGAUAUUGGACUGUUAACCUCAUUGCCAUUAGCCAAACAGAUAUUGAAAGAUCUAGAAGACAUGAAAAAUAGGGAAGAACCGGCAUGCGUCGCAUAUUUCACGAAAGAGUCUCAUAUCUACACUUUGUUGAAUAUAAUUUACGAAUCUGGCAUACCAAUGAGAAUUGCAAGAAAUGCGCUUCCAGAAUGCGAUUAUCUAUCUCAGAUCAAUUUCGAAUUGUACGAAAGCACUGACGCUUCGGGUCAAAAAACACAUUCAAUAAGAUUGAAAAUGUCACCAGGGUGUCAUACUCAAGACCCGCUAGAUGUUCAAUUAGACGAUAAGCACUACAUCAGCUGCAUUCCCAAAAUAUCAUUGACUAAACAUCUGGAUAUGGAUUAUGUACAACAAAAAUUAAGAAACAAAUUUGGUAGAGUCAAUAUGCCACAAAAGUUCACGCCAGUCAAUAUCACAAGUCCUAACUUAACUUUCCAAAGGGACAAUAGCCAUCACGGGUACAUCAACGACUGCAAAGUGGACACCUCAACUCCACCAUUAGAGCCACUUUCAACUCCUCAUUCUUCGGCAUCGAUCGACAACACUUUGGAAGAAUGA